Molecule: messenger RNA, 507 nt
Organism: Cuscuta europaea
Lineage: Eukaryota; Viridiplantae; Streptophyta; Magnoliopsida; Solanales; Convolvulaceae
Source: the annotation of a GenBank genome assembly
UGCGAUUUCCAGAUGGAUACACAUCCAACUUCCACAAAAUUGUUGGCUUAGAGAAGUUGUCAAUAAAAAAUAUGAAGAGUCAUGAUUGUCACGUAAUCAUGCAACGUUUACUCUCAGUUGCUCUGAAGAAAAAUCUUCUGGAUCAUGUAUGGGCGUGUAUUGCUGAUGUUUCGCAAAUUUUUCAGUUAAUAUGUUCGCCUGUACUAAACAAGAAAUCGUUUGAUGACCUCCACCGCAACCUUCCCAUUAUAAUGUGUAAUCUCGAAAAAGUGUUUCCUCCAUCUUUUUUGAUGGAAUGGAGCAUCUACUUAUCCAUCUUCCAUGGGAAGCUAUAAAGGGAGGUCCACCAUUUUAUAAAUGGAUGUAUAGCUUUGAGAGUUUUUUGCGGGAACUCAAAAAAAGUGAUAAAUCUAGCUCACAUCGGAGCUUCUAUCUGCCAAGCAUACCUCACAGAAGAAGUUUCUACAUUCUCUUCUUUCUAUUUUGAAAGAGAUGUCAUUACCAAAC